This is a messenger RNA of Entrophospora candida, 1188 nucleotides long. NCBI's taxonomy places the organism in Eukaryota, Fungi, Glomeromycota, Glomeromycetes, Entrophosporales, Entrophosporaceae. The record is from the annotation of a GenBank genome assembly.
AUGUCUGAAUCAAUUGAAACAGAAAAAGAAACUACGGAAAUUGGUAUUAUAGGUUUGGGUGGAAUGGUUAAUGUUUGUGACCUACCUUCAAAAUACGAAGAAUUCAAAAAGGAUUUAAAAGAUAGUGGCUUGAGUGUCCUUAAAGAUGGACAUGCAGUUUCCCGAAGAAGUGACUUUAUUAUUUAUUCAGUUGAAGCAGGAAAGAUUGAUCAAGUAGUUGCUGAAUAUGGGCCAUCUACAAAAAUUGAAGCAGUUGUUGCUGGACAGACAUCGGUGAAAGAAAUUGAAAUUAAAGCAUUUGAAAAACAUUUACCACAUGAUGUUCAUAUUGUCUCAUGCCACUCACUUCAUGGGCCUACUGUGAUGAUUAGAUAUAAGGCAACAUUAGAAAAAUUUGAAUUUACAAAAAGAGUCUUGUCAUGUUUAGGAUCAAAGAUGGUAGAGUUGACAUAUGAAGAACAUGAUAAAAUUACAGCUGAUACUCAGGCUGUUACUCAUGUUGCAUUUUUAAGUAUGGGAACUGCUUGGAAAACUCAAAGAACCUUUCCUUGGGAAACACCACAACAUGUUGGUGGAAUAGAAAAUGUCAAAGUUCACAUGGCAUUAAGAAUUUAUUCCAACAAAUGGCAUGUUUAUGCAGGAAUAGCAAUUAUGAAUCCUAGUGCAAAGGUUCAAAUAGAACAGUAUGCACAAUCUGUAUCAGACUUAUUUAAAUUAAUGAUCCAAGAAAAAGAAGCAGAAUUUACCAAAAGGGUUAAAGAAGCUGGUAAAUUUAUAUUUGGAAAUUCAACAUCAUCUCCAAUAUUAUUAUCAGAUCGUGUAUUAGAUAAAUUUUCAUUGUCCAUUGUACCAAAAGAAAAACGAAAACCAAAUUCUCAUUUAUCUUUAUUAGCAAUGACUGAUUGUUGGUAUCAAUUAGGAAUAAAUCCAUAUGAACAUAUGGUUUGUCAAACCCCAUUAUUUAGGCUUUGGACUGGAAUAACAGAGUAUUUGUUUCGUAAUGAUGAGAUGCUAAAUGGGGCAAUUCAUUCAGCUUUGUAUAGUAAAGAAAUAAGAGCGGAUGAUAUGGAAUUUUAUAGUGCUUCAAAAGGUUGGGCAGAAUGUGUGAAUAUUGCUAAUAUGGUUGCUUAUCAAAAAAGAUUUGAGGAUACUGCAAAAUUCUUUGAAUCUAGGUAUUUAAUUGAUUGA